AUGGGUUCACGAGUCGAGACGACCUUUUCCGACUCCUCUGGGUACACGCCAUCUGCCGAGAAAAUCGCAGAGCUCAAACAAAAGUUGCGCGUUGGCCAUGCGCAAUCACUUCCGGGGGCUUCUUGGGUAGACCUGGGGCCACAACCUGCCAAUCCGCGCAAUGCCGUUUCUACAGAGACUCACCCGGUUCUACAGCUCUCGCUUCAAGACCUGCGCGAGAUUGAAGAGGCUUAUAGCGUUUUCGAACUGUCUGGUUUGCCCUUGAACAAACUGCAGGCCGAGAACUUUCCACUGCCAACUCUAUCCGGCAGAAUCAGCAAACAACGCGCUUUGCUUCCUUCUACACAGCCAUAUUUUAUCAUCCGAGGUCUGAAGCCUCAGUGGUUCGAUAAGCGCAAGAAUGUAGUGAUUUUUACGGGUAUUGCCAGCCAUGUAGGAACAAAACGAGCACUGGCCCCUGGUGACCCAAACGUUCUCCACCAUGUAACUGAAAUGACCUCGUGCGCAAACGCCACAGAAUCAUACCGCGGACCAGCUAACAGGAGUAUUGCAUUGCCAUUCCACACCGAUUAUGGGUCAAUUCUAUCCUUUUACCUGCUGUCCAAGGCAGCUUUUGGUGGCGAUAUCUACUUGGCAGACGUCCACGACAUUGCGCGAGAAAUCGUCUCGAGCAGACCAGACAUACUAGCGACGUUGCGCAAACCAUUCUUGAACAUAAAUGCCAAGGAAGAUGGUGCUUACGAUGAGCGGCCACUCCUCUUCACUCUGCCAUCUGGUCGAAUGGCUGUGCAAGCAUCGCGCUCACGCUUGUUCGGUACGGCGGAUCGGCCACGCCCAGCUUCACUGCCCCCUUUGACCCCCAAGCAAAGUGAGGCAGUAGAUGCUCUGCACGCAGCGGGCCAGACUGUUGCAAAGCGCAUCGACAUGCGAGCCGGCGAUAUGCUGUUCUUCAGCAAUCUACAGAUGAUGCACUCGCGUGAUGCAUUUGUUGACGGUAACGAGGAGGAGAACACCACUCGGAGGUAUCUGCUUCGGCUUAUCCUGCAUGAUGAUCGGGCUGAUGCCCCUUGGGAGAUUCCGCCUCAGCUGCGCGGUACUUGGGCAGAACUCUACGAUCACUUGGACGAGGAAGAAAAAUUCGCCGUACACCCGGAACUGUUUUCGUAUAAAGCUGCACACUAGUGAUCGAGGUGGAGGUACAGAUGUGUGAUGCAGGCUGCUGUGUAUGCCUUGAGUAUUCCGUAUAUGGUUCAUACGUACACUGUUUUUUUCCCGAUCGAGUUU
Messenger RNA from Periconia digitata, 1284 nucleotides. Lineage: Eukaryota; Fungi; Ascomycota; Dothideomycetes; Pleosporales; Periconiaceae. The record is from the annotation of a GenBank genome assembly.